GGUAAGGGGGUAGUUUUUACAUUUUUUCUUUUAAAUAGUGUAGUUUAAGUUUGUUUAAAAUUUUGAUAAGAACACAAAACUUGAAUCUUCUUAAUAGGUUACAAUAUAAAUAGUUUUCUAAUAAACGUUCUAUGCAGUGGUGGCUAACGGCGGAAAUUUUAAAGAAUAUAAUGACAAACCAACAGGAUUUAAUGAUAUCACUGAAUGGAGAUUGUUUAGAUUACAUUUUUAAAAUGUUACCCAUAGGCGAUCGCAUUAAUAUGAUUAUUUCAUAUCCAAAUUUUUAUGAUAUUUUUCAAAAACGUUUAAAAAUCGAGUAUAAAACAAAUUUAAAUACAAAAUUUUUUAAUACUUUACAGAUCUUUCAACUGCAAGUAUUGCUUUCAAUUAUAGGAUCGUAUAUAAAACAUUUGAAAAUAGAAUUUCCCUUCGAAGAACAAAGUUAUUUAAGAGAAUUUAUAUAUUUUAAAUUUUUAUUUACCUAUUGCAUUAAUGUUGAGUCUUUGAAAUAUUUUGGCUGGAGUGUAAACGAUGAGUCCAUGAAAUAUCUAAAAUCGUUGAGAAAUUUAAAGUCAUUAGCGAUCAUCAAUAAUUCCGAGAUAACUGGUAAUUAUAUAUACGAGCUCAAAGGUCUUCAAGAAUUAUCUCUUAAUAAUUGCACCCACAUAGAGUCAUGGUAUUUUGAGAAAAUUUUUCAAAAUCUUAAAAGUUUACAAUUACUCGAUAUACGUAACUGCAAUAACUUAUCUAGUCAAAAUUUUCAAACAUUAUUUGAAAAUCUUAAACAUCUACACACUCUUAAAAUAUCUACAACUAAAGAGAAUAUCAAUUGUCUGGCACAACUGCCCCAGUUGAAGCAGUUGGAAUUAUGGAGGGAUAAUAUAAUUAGUCCACCUAUAACGAAAGAAUUUCUUUUUAAUUUAGCUCAAUAUCAAGCUAAACAAUUGGACUCUCUUAAAUUGAUAGAUUGUUCAUCAUUUCAUGAGGAA
Messenger RNA from Lucilia cuprina (Australian sheep blowfly), 989 nucleotides. RefSeq lists its product as uncharacterized. The transcript is spliced from 3 exons. The record is from RefSeq and is a predicted model, not a curated record. The annotation marks the transcript as partial. NCBI's taxonomy places the organism in Eukaryota, Metazoa, Arthropoda, Insecta, Diptera, Calliphoridae.